This is a messenger RNA of Cryptotermes secundus, 3468 nucleotides long. It is a transcript of the gene Mcm10, whose product is annotated as protein MCM10 homolog. Gene Ontology annotation, cellular component: nucleus; replication fork protection complex. The coding region runs from base 129 to 2354 and encodes 741 amino acids. Gene Ontology annotation, molecular function: DNA replication origin binding; single-stranded DNA binding. Gene Ontology annotation, biological process: DNA replication; DNA replication initiation. The record is from RefSeq and is a predicted model, not a curated record. NCBI's taxonomy places the organism in Eukaryota, Metazoa, Arthropoda, Insecta, Blattodea, Kalotermitidae. The transcript has 12 exons.
GGUUAACUUGGAAACAGUUUUGGCGGCAGUUUGUUGGUCUGCAGGGUGCGAAGUGUGAAAAGGAAGAAGUUAUUCGUACAUAUUGUAAUUUGUUUCGGAGCAGUUUACACUUUGAAAGGCAAUAGAACAUGCCUGGCGUUGGUGCUGGGUGUUCAAGAAGUGAGCAAGAUUGUGAAGAUGAUGAAUUGGAGAUCCUGAAAUCAUUCAUAGAAUGUGCUGAGAUUCCAAGCACCAAAGGAAAUGUCGCCGUUGAUGACAGUAAUAUAUUUGACCCUGUUGAACAUCAAUUGCUGUCUGAUCACAGUCCACUCACAGAAGUGCAUACUAAUGAUCGAUCACUGGUAAAGAAUGACAGUGUCAUUCAUAGUGGUGAUACAGACUCUUCAGAUGAUGAGUGUUCUGAUUAUGGCAGAAUUCUAAAGAAGAUGCUUGUUGACAAACAGAAGCCAUUUAGAGAGGUUGAGGUACCAACCAGCAGUGCUUCAUCCUGGAAGAAGGGACGUACCUCCACUGUCUCAUCUGCACUUCACACAGAAAAAUUACUGCAGUCGUCACUAGAUGUGUGCAGUGAUUCCAUGUUUGGUAUUCGGAUGAUAAACCCUUGUGUGUCUUCUUCAUUGCUGAAGGAGAAGAUGCAGAGCCGUGAGGCAGUCCCAUUAGCAAGGUUGAAGAGCCAUGUAACCAGAGGCAAGAUGUCAACUGACUGGGUUGUUGCUGGAGUUGUAAUACAGAAAUCCUGCAUGAAGACGUCUCAGAAGGGCACACAGUACUAUAUCUGGAAACUGAGUGAUCUUAAAGAGAACCUCAGGACAUUCUCGCUGUUCUUGUUCAGAGCUGCUGCAAAAGAAUUAUGGAAGACAAAUGAAGGAACAGUCAUAGCUGUGCUGAAUCCUGAUAUUUUGGAGAACAGGCCGAACAGUGGCGAUGAAGCAGUUCUGUCUGUCGAUAAUGCUCAGAGAAUUUUAAUCUUGGGCACUUCAAAGGACUUGGGAGUCUGUAAAGCCAUGAAGAAGAAUGGUGAUCGCUGCACAAUGUUUGUGAAUAAGAGCAAAUGUGAAUUCUGUGUGUACCACUUGAAGUUGGAGUACCAUAAGUGUUCAAAGAGAACAGAGCUUAACUCUCCUGGAAGGAGCGGCUUGAUUAAUAUUCGGAACAAGGUGUUAGGGAAAAAUGAGGUGUUUUAUGCAGGGAGGAGUUUCACUGCAAUACCAGCCAAACGUAAUGUUAAACAACAUCAAAAGGAUGAACAGCGACUCAAAUCCUUAUCAUCGAAGAGACCUAGUGUUGUCAGCGCACCUCUGACACAUUUUGGCAUAACAGUGUUGUCUCAUGGUCAGAAACCCCUGACACAUCAGCAGUCCGACGCUGAGAGGUUACUGAAGUUACAGAAAGGAAGUGAAGUGUCCUGUUCAGGACAGGGCAGUUCCACAGAUGACAUGCAACAUAUUUCUGAAACGAAGUCUUUGCCAUUUGUUAUGAAAGCGGCAGAAACUGCAGAGAAAACAAAGUCCAUGUUUUCCACAGCAAAACAGUCCAAGGAAUUUAUCAUUCCGGGAGAUGGAACAAGUUUGAAGCCUGUGAAGUUACAUGCUGGUUCUGGCAGUCACAUUGACUUGAAUAUACCUGCAAAUAAAGCACAGAGGCAACAAGCCAUGAUUAAUGCUAAGAAAUGGAUUCAACUUCAUGGAUGCUUAAAGAAGUCAGAUCCAAAUAGUGUAAGAAAUGACAGAGGUUCUGGAAAAAAGAGGAAACUUGAAGAGACCUCUGGAGAAGGAAUAGUGUCAGCCCCAUCUUCAGUACUUCAAGGUUCAGACAAAUCAGGACUGGUGCAUAACACAAGAGAGUCAGCUCCUAAAUUAUUGCAGGACAUUUUCAACUCUUCCAAGUUCCAGGAACUGAUGAAAGCUACCUCAAAACACACCGAACUUCUUGAGGCUAAUGAGAUGCUGGCCCAGGACCAGUACUUCGAAAAACUAGAGAAGAAAGAACAGUUGGAACUAAAGAUGAUGGAAACAUACAAAGUUCCUUGCAAGGCAGUACAGUGUAAAAAGUGCAAGUACACAGCCUUUGGUCCUUCAGAGUUGUGUAAGUCUGACUCACACGCUCUCAGGGUUGUGAAUACAUUCAAGAGAUUCUUCAAAUGUCAGCAUUGCAGUAACAGAACCAUUACACUUGAUAUAUUCCCCCUUGAAGUGUGCAGAAAUUGUGGCAUGUCACGGUGGGAAAGAGCUCCAAUGUUAAAGGACACAAAACGAAACAUUCUUGUGGAAUCUCUAUCUUUGAGAGGUGAUGAAGAAAUGUUCCUGGGUUCAGUUGCACAGCAAGCUAAACUUAAUUUGAUAGUUCCAGAUUAAGUUAACAGAAAGUAGUACGUAAUAUAUUGUAAUAUUUCUUGGAGGUCUGAUGAGUUAUAUCUAAUCCUCUGGUUUAAAUUUUAGUCAUUGCUGAUACCUGAAUUAACUCGUGAAAGCUGUAUGCUGGAAUCAAGAAGUUUUGCCUCUUUCCUUGUGUUCAGAAUUUUAUAAUUCUGACAUCUGGGCUAGGUUCAUUUUAUAUCUCUGCUUCUUGUUUGAAUGUUAAAUGUUAAUUUUUUAUAAUAACAUUAUGAAGUUUAAUUGUUCCUCAAAAAGUAGAUAGCAGCUCAGUUUACUGAUGGUGGCACUCGGUGCGUAAGUAUUGUAUGAUAUUCAUAUGAACACAGUUGAAUAGACCUGGACAUCAUUAAUAGAUGUUGACGUGAGACUUUUAAUAUGGUUCUACUUGUCAGUGUUGUUGGAAUGGAUGCAAUUUUACCAGUCAAUUUAAAGACUGUUUUGAGGGAUUUUUAUAAUUAUAGCUGUUCAGAAUUAUGCAGGCGUUUAUAUUUUAUGUUUUUAAUGUUAUACCAUACGUAAGAAAUUUGAAACUUUUCAGUAUUACAAAACACAUCUUUAUCAUUGGCAACAGCUGGAAUGAACCUUGUGACACUGAGAGGGGCAUGGUGUAAGGAAUCAUCUAUUUUGCAUUGCAAAUACAACAGCCGGUACCCAUAUCCCACUAAAACCUUGCAUCUAGAAUUGCUCUUCUCAGAAAUACAAUUUCAGUGCGGUGAAUGUGACAUUCCAUUAAACUAUUUUGAAAACUGAACCUCUCAGUGCCAGUUUCCAUGUAAUGCAGUAUAAUUUUUUUAGCAUGUGAAAGUGUGAAAACAAGAUUGGAAAGUGUACUGGAGUGUACACACUGUCCACAUCUCGGCAUGUCCUUGCUUAAAAGCCAAGGAUGUGAUGUUUGGUGUUAGCUGUACCUCAUGACAUGCUGUUUGACAGCCAUAUUUAUUAGCACUAACCACCAUUUGGUCCUGACACAGCUUUGCUGUAAGGGUUGUUGGCCCUGAAGGGUGGUGAUAAUGUCUUGCAGUUGGAGACUCAGACUCUAACAGAUAUGAGCACCAGGAAUUAAUUAAAUAAUUAUCCUGGGGAGUAAAGCGCG